AUACCUUUAUAAUAUUCUCAACUUACAUUAGCCUUCUUUCUCACAAAUUAUGAUUUUCCAUAUACCCCCCGAACUUUCCUAGUUCAAAAAUUAAACACAAUUUAUGUGGACUAGUGAGAAACACACGUGGUACCAAAAUUUCCAUAGUUCUAUAUAAAGAGGAAUGCUAAGAGGAGUUGGACUUAUCUUGUGAGUUUUACAGUGAGAACCACAAAUUUAAGAAUUGUUGUUGCAGGUACAAUGGCGACGGUGCUUCGUACCCUUUUACCAUUGAAAAGGACCAUUCUUCAACCGAUGCACCAAUUAACUUAGGCCCAACCUACUGGAAGGUUAAUUAAUCCCAGCCUAUCCUUCUGUAUGUGAUACGGUUUUCUCUUGUUCAUUCUUACAUUUCAAGCUCCACCUUUCACACCAUAUAUAAAAAUCUUGGUCAUUCACUGUGUUUCUGCUUGGAGAAUAAAAAAUCUUCCGAUGGACCACCAACCAGCAACACUCCCACCUCACAUACUCUUAUUUCCUUUUCCAAUUCAGGGCCAUGUGAAACCCACGCUCAACCUAGCCGAGCUUCUCUGUCUUCAUGGCCUCCAUGUCACCAUACUCAUCUCUGAGUACUGCCGUACCCGCCUCUUACGCCUCGGCAAUGUCCAAUCUGGCACCCUUCUCCAUCCUGCAUUAUGUUUUAAGACCAUAUCGGAUGGCCUCCCCGAAGACCAUCCGCGUGUUGGUAUGCGAGUCAUGGAAGUUACACCUCCUAACAUAGUAGGACCACUUUUCAGGGAGUUGAUGACAUCCACCAAUUGCCUGGGCUCUGAAACCCGAAAGCCCCUGACGUGCAUCAUAGCAGACGCGAUCCUAAGUUUUUUAGGUGAUUUCGCUAUAGAAAAGGGAAUACCAUUCAUUUAUUUCCCUUCCAUCAGUGCUUGCUCCUACUGGACUUCUUUCUGUAUUCCCCAAGUCAUUGAAGCAGAUGAAAUUCCCUUGAAAGGAAAUGACAUGGACUUGCUUGUUAAAAGUGUACCGGGCAUGGAAGGUUUUCUCCGGCGGCGUGACCUCCCGAUUUUCCGUGCUGACGACAUCAAUGAUCCAAAGCUUCAAUUCUUAAAGACUGAGUGCAGAAAAAAUCUUGUAGCGCAUGCCCUCAUAAUGAACACCUUUGACGACUUAGAAGAAUCCAUUCUCUCUCAGAUGCACACACAUUUCCCCAAUAUAUACACCAUCGGACCACUACACGUUCACCUGAGAAUCAGACUCGCUGUCGCCGAGAUGAUCUCAUCCUCCACCUCAACCACUUCUGUCAGUUUCUGGGAAGAAGACAGAAAAUGUUUGACUUGGCUUGAUUCACAGCCGUCCAAGUCUGUCAUCUACGUGAGCUUUGGAAGUAUCACUGUCAUGACAAGAGAGCAACACAUGGACUUCUGGUAUGGUUUGGUGAAUAGUGGGCAACGAUUCUUGUGGGUCAUACGGCCGGACUUCUUCGCCUCCGGCGAAGAUGUGGAGAGUCAGAUUCUGACGGAGCUGGAGGAGGGUACAAGAAAAAGAGGGUUCAUGGUGGGUUGGGCCCCACAGGAAGAGGUGUUGGCACACCCUGCUACUGGAGGGUUUUUGACUCACAGUGGGUGGAAUUCGAGUAUGGAGAGUAUAACUGCAGGAGUGCCAAUGAUUUGCUGGUCUUACUUUGCGGACCAAAUGGUUAAUAGUAGGUUAGUGAGUGAGGUUUGGAAGCUCGGUUUAGACAUGAAAGAUACAUGUGAUCGAGUAGUGGUUGAGAAGAUGGUUAGAGACCUGAUGGAAGUGAGGAAGGAUGAGUUCCAACAACGAGCGGAUCAGAUGGCAAAGAAGGCCAAACGAGCUGUGAGUGAAGGUGGAUCAUCCUACUUUAAUUUGGACCGUCUAAUUCAGGGCAUAAAAUCGAUGAUUGUAUGAUCAUACAUUUAAUCCGAUGUUAUUUAUAUUAAAACUGGACUUUUGAAGCAAAGUGAGGAUCACACAAUAACUGUAACUCUUUCUGUAUUUGUCUCAUAUCAGGGGCUAUGUUUUCUGUGCAUUAGUUGAAUGUACCUUACUUUCCAACCGACUUCUGUAUUAUUAACCCUACCACCCUAUCUCUAAUUACUCUAUAUAUCCUCUCUAUCUCUAGUUAGAGAGGAUAUAUUUACUCCAUCGAUAUGUGGUUUCGGUAAU
This is a messenger RNA of Cornus florida, 2181 nucleotides long. Its product is annotated as 7-deoxyloganetic acid glucosyl transferase-like. The record is from RefSeq and is a predicted model, not a curated record. Bases 472 to 1923 code for a protein of 483 amino acids. The transcript has 2 exons. Lineage: Eukaryota; Viridiplantae; Streptophyta; Magnoliopsida; Cornales; Cornaceae. Gene Ontology annotation, molecular function: UDP-glycosyltransferase activity.